CUCGACGGGGUGGCGCGAAUUGUCUCUAGAGUCUAUACAAAUAAGCGCUCAAUUGUCUCAUCAGUAGAUUGAUUACUCUUAAACGGUACUCAGUGACACACUGUACCGUAUAUCGAUGACGUCAUGUUAUGCAGCUGACUCAGCAGGCACAAUCCUUCCCAAAGCAGUCAGCACAAACACUCUCCACUUUGGCUUCUCUCGUCCGUCUCUGAGGCUUGACGCUUGACUCUUCCCUCUCCAUUACUUCACGGCAUGCAGGCAUCUGGAAUUUGGGGGACGGAGUAGAGUCUUUCCCAUUCUUUCGUCUUCUCCUCUCCGGUCUGGUCAGACCGCCGAUUUUGCUGGAACAGGUGUCUUCCUGUCUGCAGUUCUGCGUUCUGCAGCAACGCAUCUCACAAUGUCUACCAACUCGCAAAGCCAGACAAACCGUCCCUUGGCCCGUCAGACGCGGACAAACCCAUCUCGCACCUCCAAAACGCUUGGCCGCUCAUCUUUCGCAUACGCACACCAUGGAGCCUCCCUCGACGCAGCUCCCGCGACACCCCCCGUGCCGCACGGCUUCUACCCGGCCCUCACCCACUUCACCGACGCGAUCACAGCCCUCCCGCGUGAAUUUCGCAGGCACAAUUCGUUGCUGAAAGAGGUCGAUGCCAAAGCUUGGGCCCUCGAGGAUAACCUGCUGCAGUUGCUGCAGGUGGCUUCGGAUGCAGAGGUGGUGCCCUGCCCGGUCAACCCGGCGCCGAUUCUGGGGGGGGUGGUUCGUGAGGAUAUGAUGAAGGACUCCCACUCUGAGUCCCAAGAAAGCAAGAACCGUCGUCUCCUCUUCGACCGAGUGCGCCAUACCCUGUCGGACCUGAUGAUGACUGCAGACGAAAAGAACCACGUCGUGACGAAUGCAAACGAGGAACUUGAUCGCCAAUUGAUGCGCAUAGACAGCAUAUUCCCCUACAUUGCCGGCGAGGUCAGCGACGAGGCGCGUCUGGGCAGCCUGACGCACUGGGCGUACUCGAACAAGAACACAGCCAAGACAACCACAAACGAGCGCCCCCGCCGCGAAGCCGCAUCCAACAAGGACCUGGCUCAUGCCCUGCACGAGGCAGAGGCUGCGACACGCAGUGAGGCUCGCCGCGAGGCCGUCCAGGCGCGCAAGCAGCGCCGCACACACGCCGUCGAUUCCGACUUUGACGACGCGCGUCCCGCGACGUCUCGCAAGGGUGCAGCGACCAAAUCUCGCACUGGUGCUAAUGCUACAGCUGCGACGGACCAUCAUGCGGGCGAUCAUCAUGCGGGCCACCAUGCAGCUGGCGCGGGGGCGACGGGCGCAACAAAACGCCGCAAGGUCGAACGACCGCCUCUGGUGGAUACAGGAGCAGCAGCCAUGGAGCGCACGGUUAGCGGGCCAGGCACCGCUUCUGGUCGCCCUGCGUCAAAGGAUGCGGAUGCGACGAAGAAACGGGCCCGUCCGGCUGCAGGCGCCUCACGCAAGAGGAACGCUCCUAUUGCUGAAUCCCCCGUGCUCGCAUCGUCUCCUGUCGUCGGAACGUUCAACAUCCCUCGCGGCGCCGCCAGCCCAGGACCCAAUACCGUCGCUCGCCCGUCGUCCUCGCGUGCACAGCAGAGCAACCUGAUCACUAACCCUCGACAACGGCCAUCUCCUUCUGCAUCCAACCGGGGACUUCCAAAUAAAAACGACAACAAAGCAACAAGCAAGGAAGGAUCGCUCAAGGAAGAUACGGCGCCCGUCUCCCUGGCAGACACCCCCCGGGGCGAUCUGAGCGAUGAAACCGCCGGUGUGACUUCAGCUACGGCCAGGGUCUCCGGUUUUGUAGCCAAGAUGGAAGAUUACCCGGGAGAUGGAAACCCAUCCGAAUCGAUCGAGACGGGCGAGCCGCCCCAGCCGUACCCGGGUUCUCCAAUCCUGCACACCGCUCUGCCUACAGCCGCCAAUGGCAAUAUCAAUGGAAAUGGCAAUGGCAAUGGAGGCGGCACAUCCAAGGGUCGAUCGUCCAAGACGUCCACACCGGUACUUGGCUCGCUACCUGAACUGCCUGCCCCUCGUGUUCGGCAGACGCGACAGGCCGACCCUGCCCCGACGGCGGCGGCGGCGACGACGACGACGAAACGCAAUCACAAACGAACGGGUAGCACGGUUGUGCCGCCCCCGGUGGCCUCUGAAGACGAGGAGUCGCUGCACGAGGGAGACGACGAGGACGACGACGGCGAGCCGCGGUACUGCUAUUGCAACGAGGUCAGUUUCGGCGAGAUGGUCGCCUGCGACAAUGACGCCUGUCCGCGCGAGUGGUUCCAUCUGUCGUGUGUGGGGAUGACCAAACCGCCCGGCAAGAAUGGUAAGUCUCUUCAUUCAUUCAGUCUGUUCAUUGAUCAUUGAUAUACUGACUGUUUCUGUUUAGUGAAAUGGUAUUGCAACGAGUGCAAGGAGAACAUGCGACGGAGGAAUAGAUAGUUCUCAACGUAGAUAUGAAAUGAUUAUGCCUUCUUUUCUUUUCUUUUUUUUUUUUUUUAUACUGACUGUUUCUGUUUAUUUCUUUUCUUUUUUUUUUUUUUUUUUUUUUUU
This is a messenger RNA of Penicilliopsis zonata CBS 506.65, 2575 nucleotides long. RefSeq lists its product as hypothetical. The transcript is spliced from 5 exons. Gene Ontology annotation, cellular component: Rpd3L-Expanded complex; Rpd3L complex; nucleus. The record is from RefSeq and is a predicted model, not a curated record. The coding region runs from base 398 to 2389 and encodes 663 amino acids. Gene Ontology annotation, biological process: regulation of DNA-templated transcription. Lineage: Eukaryota; Fungi; Ascomycota; Eurotiomycetes; Eurotiales; Aspergillaceae.